GAGAGGAAGAGGAGCAUCCCUCCAUCCUCCCUUCGUUUCACUCGCUUUCUUUUUUGUUGUUGCCUUGUCAAAAACAACAACAACAACAAAAUGACAGCUAAACCAUGAGGACGUGGCCCCUCUACUCGCCUCCUUUUCGCUUGGACGACGUCGACGCGGCGGAUACGGUUGACGCUAGCUAAACAGCACGAAGACACAAAGAUGCAGCAAGUAUUCGUCUGACAAAAUCACGGUGCCUGAGACUACCAUCCAUCCAUCUACCAUCGACAUCGCCGAGAUCCCAGACAGCAUCAGUCACCGACGGGAUGACUUGUUGGCGGGAUUUUGUGACAAUGUUUUCGAUUAUCUGAAUGGCCACCAGCUGCCGGAAGAGCAUGAACACAUAUCACAUUGCCUUAUGUCUGAGCUCAUUAUCGUUGGCCGAGCGCUCUCUGGGUUAAGGUCUGUCUGGGACCAAUGCCGAUCAAGUUGUUUUAGAUCCGCGGUCAUGCAGGGAGGCAUCAGUUUGCCACCAAACCGGCAGCUCUUGACUUUCAUUGGAGCCCCUCUGUCUACCCCAGAGAUCCCAUGACCAAUGCAAAUACAUAAGUGUUAGUGGUGAACUGGAUGUACUUUAGAAUUCUAGUACAUUGGGAUAUCGAUCACGGCGCCAUCGCGAUGAGCGCAUGAUUGCAGCCGCGCCACGCCAUCCUCGCCGUGGCCGGUGGUCGCCCCCCACUCGUCGUCCUCGGCCAUGACCCGGCUGAUGUUGGGCAGAACUCUGGAGCGCAUCUGCAAGGGCGUCCUGUUGCUCUGCCUGCUCCACUUCCUCAUCAUGAUGAUCCUCUACUUCGACGUCUACUCGCAGCGCUUCGACAUCUUCAGCCGCUUCAACAACGGACGCAACGGCUCCCGGAACAACGCCAGUGGGCAUCAUUUUUACUUCUACAACAUAUCCAGGGCCAACGCCACCGUGGCUAGCUACCUGGCCACAGGUGAGCAGGCGGGGCCCACCGCACAGCCCCGUGCCAAUCGGACGCCUUCGCCCAAGCCCCUGCCGCCGUGUCCUGAGAACCCCCCCGGCCUCGUGGGCCGCCUGUUGAUCGAGUUCAGCUCCCAGAUGACGAUGGAGCGCGUGCAGCGAGAGAACCCCAACGUGACGGAGGGAGGCCGCUACACGCCACCCGACUGUCGGCCUCGAUGGAAGGUGGCCAUCAUCAUCCCGUUUCGUCACCGGGAAAACCACCUAAAGUACUGGCUUCACUACCUCCACCCCAUCCUGAGACGGCAGAGGAUCGACUACGGCAUCUACAUCAUCAAUCAGUUGGGUGAGGACACGUUCAACCGCGCCAAGUUGCUGAAUGUCGGCUACGCGGAGGCGCUGAAGGAUGGCGAGUACAACUGCUUCAUUUUCAGCGACGUGGACCUGAUCCCCAUGGACGACCGCAACCUCUACCACUGUUACGAGCAGCCCCGACACUUCGCCAUUGCCAUGGACAAGUUCGGCUUCAGGCUACCCUACGCGGGCUACUUCGGGGGCGUGUCAGGCCUCAGUAAAAAACAGUUCUUAAAGAUCAAUGGCUUCCCCAAUGAGUACUGGGGCUGGGGAGGGGAGGACGACGACAUCUACAACAGGAUCACUCUGAACGGGAUGAAGGUGUCCAGGCCGGACGUGCGUAUCGGCCGCUACAGAAUGAUUAAACACGAGAGAGACAGACACAACGAGCCCAACCCUCAAAGGUUCAAUAAAAUCCAGAACACCAAGAACACCAUGAAGAAGGACGGCAUCAGUUCGCUCACCUACAGAGUGGUGCAGAUCAAAAGGUACCCGCUGUACACCAACAUCUCGGUAGAGAUCGGCAAACCGCCUCCCCGGCCUUUCAAGGGAUAGAGAGAAGGUAGGCUUGGGCAAUUGGGAUGGAGGGCCAAAAGAAGUCACAAGCACAUCAUGGAGAGGAAUUUUUUUCUAACGCUUUGACUUGCUCAUCUAAGCCUCUGGACAACUUUGGAUUGGGAGAAUUGUUAAAAGCAGGAAUUUGGACCGAAAUGGAAGAUACCCACUGGAACAGAGGCAUGGAGAAGUGGCCCAACGCUCCAGGCUAAACAUUCCAAAAAUGGCAAAAAGCAUUCAAGUGAAUAACGGGAGGGUCACAAUGUGCAGUUUGGAGAACCUCAACGUCAAAUGACGGGGUGGCAUAGAUUCACGAGGACACCUCCAGGAUGGGGAGUGACACGUCAAGAACAUGACGGACGCCGUUUCCCGCGUGUUUACGAAGCAUUACCGUAUGAUGAGCGUGCGUGUCACGCGACUUGAUCUCGCUCACAUAUGUACGUGAUCCUGCGCAGGUAGGAAAUACUCUCAAAUCAAUGCCUCUGGCAUUAACGAAUGAAUGUAUCGCGCCUGCAUCUCCCACACGGGGACAACGCUGGGACAGAUUUUUUUUUAAGGUUUGCUAAGACUGAACGGUAUUGGAGCAACUUGUUCAACAUGAAUAUGUAUGUUGAUUCUGUGGUGUUGGAAAACAUCGCAAAAGAUUAACCCUUUUGUUUUGAUAACAUUAGUAAUAGAUAAGGCAAAGGCGCUUGCUUGUAUUAUAAUUAUGAUUUGAUUUGACGUGAUGUGAGGCACAACAGGGUCAUAAUCGUUUCUCAUGUUCAUGUAAAAUUGGAUUUUAAUGCCUGCGGUUGCACACCGACACAGAAUCGUUACAUUUAAUUGAAUUUUCAUUGUAUUUUGCCAUCUUCUCACUCUGUCUUAUUGGCUUCAUGCAUUUGAUUUAAUUAGAUUGAAUUUGAUUAGAUUUUUCCACUGACUGACCGAUUGGCUUCAUGCAUUUAAUUCAAUUUUUGUAUUUUUUAAAUGACUCAUUAGCCUUCACUUGUCUUCAUCUCCUCCCUCUGACUUGCUGGCUUAUUCAAAAUCAAAAAGUAACAGUAAGAUUGUGUUAUCAUUAGCUAUACGUUAUGAAUAUUCAUAUACUGUGAUAUCAGAAACAAUGAGCCUUAUCUUUUUAUUUAUUUCUUUUUUGUUUUAUUUCGUUACAUCAUAAACAUGGCACUGCCCAUCGUCAUUUCCCACAUUAAGUAUUUCAAAGUUGUUUUUUUUGUUUUAAUCUCCUUUUGUUGCUGUUUGACACUGCUAUACAGUUGUCGCCUACAUAUAUACAUAUAUACACCGAGCUGAUGCCUUCAGUAGUUAUUUUCUAUUGAUUAAAUGACAUGUUUUAAAUAAUUAACUGUAAACCAAAACAUUUUCUUUCACAUUUGUUGCUUCCUCUUUGGUGAGCCUUGAAGAGAGAGACAAAAAAAAAGUUCCCAUCGGUUUGCUACUCUUGUCUUGGCCUCAAGGUUUUUUGUUUCUUUGUUUUCUUCCAAGGUGAGAUGAGGCCUCUCUUGAGCGCACGCAUGCAGUCGCACAUUAUCGCUGUCUUCCCUUCUUACAGUUUUUUUGGUGUGUGUGUGCAUUUUAUCGCCUUUAAUUGCCUUUGCACAGUCCCAUUGACCUUUUCUGCCCUUCCUCCUGCAAAUCGACACUGCGAAAGCUUCCACGCACGGCUGCCAUGUGUUCGCUUGGGAUGACUGGUUUGAAUUAACUCGAUCAUUCAUAUCAUUUUUAGAGAAUUAAAAAAAAAAAACAUAUAAAGAAAAUAAAAGACAUCUCUAUAUGUUUUGGGGUGUAAAGGUGCAGCAAAAGCUUUGGUUAUCCAUAACGUGAGUGUCCCCGUUCACUUCGUUAGUAAGGGAACAGGAAACUGGUCUGUGAUGCAAAAAAGGUUUGGUACCGCUGUACUGUGCUUUAAAAAAAAAAAAAACAAUUGUCAAUGACAUCGAUCAUCACCGACUUCCAUCAAAAACAAGAAGUCUUUAGUCGUUCAACCAACAAUAGUCACGACCUUGUUUCCCAUCCCUUCAUUUCCAUCUUUAGCGCUUGUCCUCAAUCGCAGGACACAUUUAGAAACAACCAUUAACACCUAUGGACAAUUUAAAAUCUUUGAUUAAACGUAGCCAGAUUACCCGGAGAACACCCGCAACAAGCAAAGCAUGCCAACGCCGCACAGGACCGCGAACCUCAGGACUGUGAGGCAAAGCGUGCUCGUCUACCAUGCAACCAACCUUGUUUCCCAGCAAAUGUUAGUUCUGCUUCAUGUUGAGUAAAUUAUAGUUACUUGAUGAAAAGAGCAUGAAAUUACUCAACAUUUUUUUAAAUUUGCAUUUUCUCACGUGAAUUUAAGUGGGAUUUUAUACAAAAAAAUGAAGCUCUAGAUUUCAUGUAUGGCGUAUAUGACCAUAAAAACAUGGCCGACCGGAACUGUGGACGUAAGGUGGUCGGUCCCUGUCGUGGCGGCAAUCCCCGAACCCGUUGGUGGACCCCAAUGGUGAGGGAUGCCGUCAAGCUGAAGAAGGAGUCCUUUCGGGCCUUUUUGGCCUGUGGGACUCCUGAGGCAGCUGAUGUUGUGGGGCUGUCCUGGUCGACUCGCCUCUGCAACAUCGCGUGGACAUCGGGGACAGUGCCUCUGGAUUGGCAGACUGGGGUGGCGGUCCUUCCAACUACAGGGGGAUCACACUCCUCAGCCUCUCUGGUAAGGUCUAUACAGGGGUGCUGGAGAGGAGGGUCCGUCGGGAAGUUGAAUCUCAGAUUCAGGAGGAGCAGUGUGGUUUUCGUCCUGGCCGUGGAACAGCGGACCAGCUCUACACCCUCGGCAGGGUCCUCGUGGGUGCAUGGGAGUUCGCCCAACCAGUCUACAUGUGUUUUGUGGACUUGGAGAAGGCGUUCGACCGGGUCCCUCGGGUGGUCUUGUGGGGGGUUGCUUCGGGAGUAUGGGGUACCGAACCCCCUGAUAC
This is a messenger RNA of Phycodurus eques (leafy seadragon), 4821 nucleotides long. RefSeq names its product UDP-Gal:betaGlcNAc beta 1,4- galactosyltransferase, polypeptide 2 (gene b4galt2). The transcript is spliced from 9 exons. The record is from RefSeq and is a predicted model, not a curated record. Lineage: Eukaryota; Metazoa; Chordata; Actinopteri; Syngnathiformes; Syngnathidae. Gene Ontology annotation, biological process: carbohydrate metabolic process. Gene Ontology annotation, molecular function: glycosyltransferase activity. The coding region runs from base 734 to 1870 and encodes 378 amino acids.